GUUUGGAGGUUAUAACUUGUGAUCUAUUGUGCCAACUUUCUUAUUCUAAUUUAUUGACGGAAUACUCUCCUUUCAAUAACACUGUACAUGUGAUUGAUCAGUUUGGAGAAGUGUGAUGCAUAGGAGGUAGAUCACGUGUUUUUAAAAGUCCAAGGUGAGGUAAAGGGACACUAAGUUCAAUCAUGUCCUUAAAAGGGAAAGUUUGUGUGGUGACGGGAGCUAGUCGUGGGAUCGGGAGAGGUAUCGCGCUACAAUUGGGCCAAGCUGGGGCUACAGUAUAUAUCACGGGUAGAACUCUCCAAAGUUCCGGUGACGUCAUAGGCUCACUAACAGAUACGGCCCGAGAGGUAGAAGAACGAGGAGGUCAGUGUAUCCCUCUCCAGUGUGACCACUCCAAUGAUGAAGAUAUUAAAAAGCUGUUCCAGACAAUUGAUAAACAACAGGAUGGUCAGUUGGACCUUCUGGUCAACAACGCAUACUCCGCAGUGAAGAUGAUAUCUGAAAACAGGGGCACACCGUUCUGGGAACAACCCAUGACAAUGUGGGACACUGUUAAUGAUGUCGGACUGAGGAAUCACUACAUAUGUUCUAUCCAUGCAGCCCGAAUGAUGGUACCUCGUCGAUCUGGACUGAUAGUCAAUAUAUCGUCUGGGGGUGGACUUAGAUACCUGUUUAACAUACCUUAUGGUGUGGGUAAAGAGGCUUGUGACAGAAUGGCAGCGGACUGUGCUGUUGAGUUGAAGCGUCAUAAUGUGGCUUUUGUGAGUGUGUGGCCGGGAGCUGUGCGUACAGAGGUUAUCAACCAACUGUCUCAAUCACGCAAUCGAGACAAGGGAAAGGACUCUGGAAUUAACUUCGAUGAAGGUGAAACCACUGAAUACGCCGGCAAAGCCAUUGUCAAUUUAUUAACAGAUAAAAACCUUGUGAACAAGAAGUCAGGUAAAAUCCUUCUGACAAGUGACUUGGCUUACGAGUACGGAUUUAAAGACAUUGACGGCCGUCAGCCACCUUCAAUUCGCCAGCUUAGUUUUCUGCUGGGUCAGAAUCCCAAAACUGCAUGGAUGGCUAAUUGGACUCCGGGAUUUGUUUAUGUUCCAAAAUGGUUGUUAGCGCAAGGAGGCAAUAAAUUUUAAUUCGAUACGAGUACCUUCAUUUGCUGAGCCAGACUGGAAAAGGUCGAUUGAUUCUCAAGUCAACUAUCACACACCGACGUCAAUGGUGUACAUAAUGCUAUAGCAUCUUGGUGUUGUUAGGUGCACUUGCACGUCAUGACCAGUGUCCAUGUGUUUUGUGAAUUUGCACGGAUGGCAAACAUUGAUUUGUUUCAAAAACGAUGGAUUGUGGAUUUCAGAGAGUAGAUUUUUGUAAUAUCUUUAUAUGCUAAAAAUACAACGCAUUACGGAGAAGUCUAUGUGUAUCAUGAUAAGAUAUA
Ylistrum balloti is the source of this 1432-nucleotide messenger RNA. RefSeq names its product dehydrogenase/reductase SDR family member 1-like. The record is from RefSeq and is a predicted model, not a curated record. The transcript is spliced from 10 exons. Bases 183 to 1133 code for a protein of 316 amino acids. Lineage: Eukaryota; Metazoa; Mollusca; Bivalvia; Pectinida; Pectinidae.